Bursaphelenchus okinawaensis is the source of this 4476-nucleotide messenger RNA. The record is from the annotation of a GenBank genome assembly. NCBI's taxonomy places the organism in Eukaryota, Metazoa, Nematoda, Chromadorea, Rhabditida, Aphelenchoididae.
AUGCCAAAAGCUGAGGACAUCUUAGACAUGUGUAAGACUGAACUGAAGAACGAAGGGAUCCUGAACGAUGACUUUAACAUAGAGUAAGUUCAGAUUGGUGGUAAAAGAUGGUUUCAGGAUCCUAUCACAAACGGGUUGUGGGGAAUCUUAUGAAGGCGUGGCAGUCGCUGCUGACAUGUAUCAUCAACAAAAUGUCAAGGUUUUUGUAGGGCCAUAUUGUGCAGCUGGUACGUUUUACAUUGUUUUUGUAUGUCUACAAACAAAAAAGUAAUAACUUUUAAUGCUAAGGAUGUAUAUCUCAUAUAACACUGCAUGCUUUCAUUAAUAUGCAAUCAAAAUUUUCAAAUUACAGAAAUGGACGCAGUAAGCAAGAUGGCAGCCUUCUGGGACAUACCCAUAAUUGGCUACAUGGCUUCAAACACAGCCUUCUCUGACAAAACCAUCUACAAAACCAUGGCCAGAGUGUCUUUACGAACCAUUAACUCUCUAGCAUUGGCUACAUUUACGACGUUAAAGCACUAUGAUUGGAAGAAAGUGGCAAUCGUGACAAACAGUGGGACAGCAGCGUUAGAAAGAGUAGUCGCUUUUCAGAAUGUAUUCCACAAUAACAACAUACAAGUGUUACGAAAGUUUAUGCUGGAAGAAAGUGCAACGGCCAAACAGAUUGUGGCUUCUGGGAUCAUGGAGGAAAUUAAACACACAACUAGAGGUACGACAUGAAAACAAAAAGAAACUUUAGAAUAAAAUAAUACAUUUGUAAUGUAGAACAAUAUAUCGUCUUAAUAUUGAGUGUCAUUACAGUGCUAAUUUGCGUAUUCUCAUCGACAAGAGACAUGACCAAAGAGUUCAUGCAAGCAGUCAGAGAUACCAAUAUGAAGACUACAGAAUACGUUGUGAUCAUGCCAUGGCUACAAGCUGAAUCCAAAGACUUGUCACCGUGGAUAACACUAGAAGGACAAACGUUACAGAAUGUAAAAGACAUGUUUGACAACACUAUAAUUGUAAGUUUUCAAAAAAUCAAGAAAGAAUUGAUAGUACUUGUGACAUAUCAUGCUUAGAUACUAUAAUAUACGAAAGUGACAUUACAAAGGCAUAUUUCAGAUUGAUGAUGUCAACGGCUUUGAUAACGGUCUAAUGACUCCGUUCAAGGAAAGAGUCGAAGCCAAUGGAAUCAAUAUUGAAGAACUCAAUUUGGUAAGCAAUACUGUAUCCUAAUAAUGUAAAAACAAUAGUUAAAGCUUAUAUAAAAAUCUUAACUUUCAGCUCAACAUCUACGGCUACAUUCACCUGUACGAUGCUUUGAAGUUGUAUGCUUUAAGUGCAACGAAAGCAAUAAAAGAGACCAACGAUGUGAAGGUAAUCACUAAUGGAACAUACAUCUGGAAUACCAUGAGGAAAAUGACAUUUCCGGGUCUAGUCAACGCUGAAGGCAUAUCCUCAGGCACAGUAAUCAUGGAUGACCUUGCUGAACGUGCUGCUGUUUAUGCUGGUAAGUCUACCAACAUCCAUAAGUAAGAUUAUAUACCGGUUGUAAAAAAUAAUAACCCUACAUUAACCUAUCUUCAGCCUUUUUCGUAAGUGCAAAGCAAGAAAUACCGCUGAGGAUGAUAGACAUGAACCCAAAGUUCAUCCCACAAUGUGAUGGACUCAAAACCAAAACUGGCUGUAUGGAACUGGUAAGAUUCAUAAAUUGAAUACUCAUGGCAAACUUUUGUUAAAUAGUUAUCUCUUUCACUGUUUUAUAACUACACUAUCAUUAUAGCAAGUAAAAGACGUUUCAACCGGUUUUUGGCCGUCGAUUAACGGUCGAGUACCAGCUGAUGAACCAGAAUGUGGAUUCAGAAACGAAAAAUGCGAUUACACGUUGAUAAUUAUCAUUGGAGCAUUAGCGUUGUUGGUUAUUGUGGUUACCUUUACCAUGGUCAUGGCCUGCAGAGUUAUGUGAGCAUACUUUUGUAAUAAAAAAUCAUUUUAUCUAUACAUUACGUUAGAUGACCCUUAUUCAUUUAGGGAAAACAAUUCGUUGUCAAAGAAUUCAUGGCGUAUCUUCCGUGAUGAAAUGAGGAUUGUAUCUACAGAAGAGAUGAAGUCCAUGGUAAAUUCAUUUCUUAUGUUGCUAUCACCCUAAACUGUCAUGUGCCAAAAGUUUCAUUGUUUUUCGUAAAAAUUGCUGUCAUUUAAAUCGCGAAAAUCAUAAAACUUUCAGCUGUCGAUCGGAAGUUCCAAGACAAAGCUCAGUAACAUGAGUAAGUUCGCAAAGCAUCAUGCCAUAAUUGGUACCAACACCCAUGCUUCCUUCCACGUAUAUCCACAAAGAAGGCCAAUACAGUUCAACAGAGAAGACCUACAGCUUCUGACGAACCUUAAAUUGGCGGUCCACGACAAUCUGAACCCAUUUCUAGGAAUGUCAUUCAAUGAAAAGGAAGAAAUGAUCGUACUGUGGAAGUUCUGCUCCCGUGGCACAGUCCAGGACGUCAUCUACAACGAGGAAGUCUCAUUGGACGAGAAAUUCCACGCUGCUUUUGUUAGAGAUAUCACUUUGGUAGGUUAUCACUCCGUAUGUGAUAAUACCAAUAUAUGGUCACAAGACGUUUUUACAACAGAACACUGUAGACCAAAAUACUUCCUUGAAACGCCUUUAAAUACAUGCCAUAACAUAAACAACUCCUAUUUAUAGGGUCUCGAAUACCUCCACUUGUCUGUCAUCGGUUACCAUGGCUCUUUGACGCCAUGGUCCUGCUUAAUCGACCGUAAUUGGAUGGUGAAAUUGACAGAUUACGGUGUGGCCAAUCCCAUCGAAAGAUGGGAAAAACAAGGAGCUAUAACUAAAGAGCAGCUUAAAGAGGACGAAGAGAAGAGCGGUGCAAUUCAAGCAACAAGUACGUAAAACAAUCCAUACACAUACUACUAAUGUGUCCAAAAUACCUUAUAAAAACCAAAAUAUACCUUUAGACGACCUUUACCGAGCCCCGGAGAUGCUUCAAAUGGCCGAAUUUAACAAACGUCGAGGAAUGGAGCAAACUUGGAAGAAACAAACCGCCAACCGGCUUCAAGCUGGUGAUGUAUAUGCCUUCGGAAUGGUCAUGUACGAGAUACUAUUCCGUGCUUUACCGUUCCCCGAGAACACUAAUAUCAACGAGCUGUGCGAGUACGUCAGAGACGGCUCCAAAAGUUUUAAGCCGAGUAUCCAAGACAAGAGCAAAGUGCAUCCAGAUAUAGCGUCAUUACUUCAAGAUUGUUGGAGCAACAAUCCUGAGAUCCGACCAAGUGUCAGAAGGGUCAGACUAAACACAGAGAAUUAUCUGAAAGUAAAAGGAAGUUUGGUAGACCAGAUGAUGAGGAUGAUGGAACAGUACGCCAACAAUCUGGAGAAACUAGUGCAAGAGAGGACGGGAAUGUUAGAAGAGGCUAAUCAAAGGGCUGAUAAGCUAUUAAGUCAACUUUUACCCAGGUAAGAAAACGUAGUACGAAUACCUCAAUACACUUACAAUAAAAUUGAAAAAUACGACAAAUCUAAAGGAGGAAGGACAGCUUUACAACUUCCUAACAUAAAACUAGUUAACGCUCCAUAUUUUAGCUAUGUCUCAAACGAAUUAAAGCUCGGCCGUGCCGUUCUUCCCAAAACGUUCCGCCAGGCCAGUGUCUUCUUCAGUGAUAUCGUAGGCUUCACUACCCUAUGUUCCAACUCCACGCCCUUAGAAGUGGUUACUAUGCUGAACACUGUCUACACUGGAUUCGACGAUAUCAUAGCCAAACACAAAGCCUACAAAGUGGAGACGAUCGGUGAUGCAUAUAUGGUUGUAAGCGGCAUCCCACAAGAGAAUGGCACACGACAUUUGAUGAACUUGAGCGAUGUUUCCCUAGAAAUCAUGGUAUUCUUAAAGACUUACGUCAUUCCACAUAGAAAAGACAAAACAAUGGUCAUCAGAAUCGGGCUUCACACUGGACAAGUCGCAGCCGGAGUAGUUGGACUAACAGCACCAAGAUAUUGUUUGUUCGGAGAUACUGUAAGGGUUUUGAUGAAAUAUACCUUGACAAAAAAUAGUAAAAAAACAUAUUUCCGAAAAGUAACAUAACAUAAUAUACAAACAGUGCAGAAAGCCUGCAUUUUAAUAAUAAAAAAAGAAUUUUAGGUAAACACCGCGUCUCGAAUGGAAUCUACUGGCUCUCCUGGAAAGAUUCAGAUCAGCGAAGCCUUUAAAAUAGGCCUUGAUCAAUAUUACCCAGAGUUUGAAACUUCCUUGAGGGGCGAAUUUCAAAUAAAGGUAAAUUUAUUCAAAAACGGCAUUUCAGUCACAUCUUUUAAAAAGUAAUUAAUUUAAAAUACUACCAGUAACUGUCACUACUUCUAAUGACAACAUUACUGUUCAGGGCAAAGGAAAGAUGAAUACUUACUGGUUGGAUGGAAAACGACGACAAGACAUGGGAUCGCAGAUGCUUGACGCACAUCGUCAGAUGAACGAGCUCGGAAUCUAA